Molecule: messenger RNA, 827 nt
Organism: Marchantia polymorpha subsp. ruderalis
Lineage: Eukaryota; Viridiplantae; Streptophyta; Marchantiopsida; Marchantiales; Marchantiaceae
Source: the annotation of a GenBank genome assembly
CUCAAACAUUUGUUUUGACUCAAUCAGGCAAUUCUAUUCCUCGCCAUUUUCGCAGCUGCUCCUGCUCGACGCCGUGACCGUAAGCAGCGAAGAUGACUUACAGCAUCCACGUGAGAGUCAUUCAGACCAAGCCUUCUGCUUGGUACAGCAUCGUGGAGAAGACCGUAUGGUACUUCGCCCAAGGCGCAACCUGGAGAGAUGUGGACGGAGAGCAGAUCCUGACCAUGGGCGAGAGCGGCACUUCUGGUCUGCUGCGCUUCGAAAACCCACAGGGCGACUUCUUCCUGGUCGCUGUGGGAGUACACAACUACAAGCGGUGGUGCGACAUUGUUCCUGACCUCAAGUCUACAGAAACCGGCACAGCUAUCCACCCCACUUACUACGACAACGGGCCCCGAAAUGAGAUGCUGUGGAAGCAGCUGGCAAGCAUUGAGAAGAAAACGUCCAAGGGCGAGAACAUCAAGGUUGACUACUACAAGGAGGACGGAAACAAUCUGUACGCCACAAUCACCAUCACUUAAGCUUGGGGCUGAGACCAACAACGUCUGAUGCUGCUGAUGGUGUUUAGUCUGCCAUGAUUCUCGCACUAGUGCAGGAUUGCCGAUCUACACUUUAGGCAGAUCAGAAUGCGUCGAGAAGUUCCUGCUUAGAAUUCGUGUUGGAAACCAUCAGACGUAUAGUUUCACUUGAGCUUACUUUAGUUCAACUUCCUCACACUCUCGGUAGCAACUGGCUGCUACCCAAGAUGUGAGGACAGAAAUCAUGUCUGUGGUGAGAAGUUUUCUCCUGAGAAAAUGUGAGCAAUAAAGUGCGUUUCCUCGUUGUAA